AUGGAAAUUGAGCCAAGUGCACCUCAAAUUGCGGGGAAAAAACUAUGGAAUAUAGUGAGAAUUAUGUUCUACAUGUUGAGGAAAGGCAUGUUAAAGAGCAAACUCAUGCAAAUUACCCUUCAAGACAUGUUAAAAAGAGGUAAAAUCGUUGGUAAAGCGAUAAGCAACCUUAUGUUACAUCCUCCACACUAUUCAUCGUCUUCAUUUACGUGCAAAUCAAACAACAACAACGACGUAGCAAUGUCAUUUAUCACACGUCGUGAAUACGAGUUUAGCUGCAGUAAUAGUCCUAAAUUUCCCCUGUAUUUCGCCAAUAAUAAACGUAGGCGAAAUCGUACGUAUAAAUCAGGGGAAAUUGAUGUUGUACAAAAAGUAUUUGAAAUUUUAAAUACUACAAGUACAAGUUAUGAAGCUGGUGGUACAACUUCUAUUGCAGUUGCUUCACCUUUAGCAUUACUUGGAUUUGGAAAAAGUCCAAAUAAUGUGAGAAAAUUAAGAGUUACUGAUUCACCAUUUCCAGUAAAAGAUUCAGAGGAAAAUUAUAAUUCACAAGUUGAUAAAGAUGCUGAAGAAUUCAUUAAGAAGUUUUAUAAAGAUUUAAAGCAACAAAAAAAGAUAGCAUCUCUUGAAUCUCCAUCUCCAUAUCAUGUUUAUGCUAGAUGA
Solanum verrucosum is the source of this 663-nucleotide messenger RNA. RefSeq lists its product as uncharacterized. The record is from RefSeq and is a predicted model, not a curated record. The transcript has a single exon. The coding region runs from base 1 to 663 and encodes 220 amino acids. NCBI's taxonomy places the organism in Eukaryota, Viridiplantae, Streptophyta, Magnoliopsida, Solanales, Solanaceae.